AUGACUAGAGCCCUUAAUGCCAAGAAUAAACUUGGCUUUAUCGAUGGCACUCUUACACCUCCUGAACCUACCAAACCAGAAUAUACUCAGUGGAACCAAACAAAUGAUAUGGUCCUUACCUGGAUCCUCAACUCCAUCAGCCCCUCCAUCGCCAACUCUCUUGAAUAUCAUAUCGAUCCCCGCGCUGUUUGGCUCGACCUCUCCUCCCGUUUCUGCCAUGGAAACAAUGCUCGUAUCUAUCACUUAAAACGGGCCCUCUCCUCCCUGCACCAAACCACAAAUUCUGUCCAUGAUUAUUUCAACCAAAUCAAACAGUUGUGGGAUGAACUUAGUCAUCUCCAAACCGCAACUGACCUCAAAGAUAUGCAACGACAAGCUGAUGAUGAACGUGUUUUUCAAUUUCUCCUUGGGCUCAACGAUUUCUUUGCUCCUCUUCGCACCCAAAUUUUGGCCAUGGAUCCACUCCCUUCCAUAAGCAAAGUUUUCUCCAUCUUGUUUCAAGAAGAACAACAGAGGCUUCUCAAUAUGCAAACUCCUGCAUCCAAAACCAUGGCCAUGGCCAUUCGCACCACUGCUCGACCGCGGCCUCCUCUGAAGUGCACCGCAUGCGGCAAAGACGGGCACACACGUGAUCUUUGCUAG
Molecule: messenger RNA, 642 nt
Organism: Juglans regia (Persian walnut)
Lineage: Eukaryota; Viridiplantae; Streptophyta; Magnoliopsida; Fagales; Juglandaceae
Exons: 1
Coding region: 1-642 (213 amino acids)
Source: RefSeq, a predicted model, not a curated record